Pseudoliparis swirei is the source of this 6131-nucleotide messenger RNA. RefSeq names its product glucocorticoid receptor-like. Gene Ontology annotation, molecular function: zinc ion binding; sequence-specific DNA binding; DNA-binding transcription factor activity. Lineage: Eukaryota; Metazoa; Chordata; Actinopteri; Perciformes; Liparidae. The transcript is spliced from 9 exons. The annotation marks the transcript as partial. The record is from RefSeq and is a predicted model, not a curated record. Gene Ontology annotation, biological process: regulation of DNA-templated transcription.
UUUGGCGGCCUGAAGCGAAACGGUAAUCGAGACGACGGCCUGACGUUUGGGGAGGCGGGAGCCGGAGAGUGCGGAACCGCGGGGGCCCCGCUGGGCCGAGGGCCCCAGAGCCAGAGCCAGACCCCCUGGGCCUCCAAUGGAGACCUGCAGGGCCCGCCGGGAGGCCUCUUCGACCCGGAGGAGAGCAAAGUGGUCAAGCGGCUGAAGCAGCACCAGAACACGGACCGGCCCACCUCCGUCAUCAGCACCUCCGUCAUCAGCACCUCCAUCUCCUCCAUCCUGGGCAACCUGCCGCUGCCGGACCUUUUCCCCCAGCGCAUCAAGCAGGAGGCCGCCUUCUCUCCGGAGACAGACGUGGAAACGCACGGCGCCGCCUGCGACCCGGACGGCGGCGGCGCCGUGCGCCUCAUGGAGGAUAUCGAGAUUUGGCGAGACCUGGACCUUCCCGGCUCCCUGCCCGAAAUCAGCGAUUUUGAUUUUGAUUCAGAAGUGGCGCACUUGGAUAACAUCCUACAGGACAGCAGAGGGGGUGGAGGAGGAGGAGGCGAUGGGGGUGGAGGCGUCGGCGGCUUGCUAAAGGAAACCACGCCUCUCACGGGGAGCGUUGGAGGGAACGGGCCGGAGCAGCAGCAGCACCUCCUCCUCCUGCAGCACCUCCCCCCCCCCGCCGCCUCCCUCCUCUCCAGCGUCAUGAUCAAGGAGGAGAAGGAUCCCGACGACUCCUUCAUCCACAUCCGGACGCCCGGCGUGGUGAAGCAGGAGAAGCAGCACGCCGGCGGCGCCAUGGCGUCCUCUCUGGGCGUGGGAGUCGGAUCUAGUUACCACUACAGGGCCGGCUCCGCCUCCUCCUCCUCCGCCGUGGACCAGGAGGCCUUCGGCAUGUACUCCAGCCUGGCGGGGGAGAGCUGGGCCCGGGGGACCCGCUUCGGGGACCCGUCCGGGCCCCAGAGGGCCGACGACGGGCUCCCCUCCGCCGCCGCCCUGUCCACCUUCUCCGUCAGCUUCUCCAGCUCAUCGCCGAGAGCCGGGGACACGGUGAGCUCGGCGCUGGCCGGCCAAUCGAAGCCCGGCGGCCCGACGCAGAAGAUCUGCCUGAUUUGCGCGGACGAGGCCUCGGGGUGCCACUACGGGGUCGUGACCUGCGGCAGCUGCAAGGUGUUCUUCAAGAGGGCCGUGGAAGGAUGGAGAGCACGGCAAAACACAGAUGGUCAGCACAACUACCUGUGUGCAGGCAGGAACGAUUGCAUCAUCGACAAGAUCCGGAGGAAGAACUGCCCGGCCUGCCGCUUCAGGAAGUGCCUCAAGGCCGGAAUGAACCUGGAAGCGAGGAAGAACAAGAAGCUGACGAAGAUGAAGGUCCCCACCAUGCCCGUGCCGGUGAUCCCCCGGCCGAUGCCCCAGCUGGUGCCCACCAUGCUGUCCGUGCUCCAGGCCAUCGAGCCCGAGGUCAUCUUCUCGGGCUACGACAGCACGCUGCCCGACACCUCCUCGCGCCUCAUGACCACGCUCAACCGGCUGGGCGGGCAGCAGGUCAUCUCUGCUGUCAAGUGGGCCAAGUCCCUGCCAGGCUUCCGUAACCUGCACCUGGAUGACCAGAUGACUCUGCUGCAGUGCUCCUGGCUGUUCCUCAUGUCCUUCAGCCUCGGCUGGAGGUCGUACGAGCAGAGCAACGGCAGCAUGCUCUGCUUCGCCCCCGACCUCGUCAUCAACAAAGACCGCAUGAAGCUGCCCUUCAUGAACGACCAGUGUGAGCAGAUGCUCACCAUCUGCAACGAGUUUGUGCGGCUGCAGGUUUCCUACGACGAGUACCUGUGCAUGAAGGUGCUGCUGCUGCUCAGCACAGUACCUAAAGACGGCCUGAAGAGCCAGGCGGUGUUCGAUGAGAUCCGGAUGACGUACAUUAAGGAGCUGGGCAAAGCCAUCGUGAAAAGGGAGGAGAACGCCAGUCAGAACUGGCAACGCUUCUACCAGCUCACCAAGCUACUGGACUCCAUGCAGGAGAUGGUGGAGGGUCUUCUCCAGAUCUGCUUCUACACCUUCGUGAAUAAGACCCUCAGCGUGGAGUUCCCCGAGAUGCUGGCGGAGAUCAUCACCAACCAGAUACCAAAAUUCAAAGACGGCAGCGUGAAGCCGCUGCUGUUCCACCAGAAGUGACUGCCUUAAAGCUGUGAAGCCAUGCCUUAAAGCCCCGCCCACGUACCUCUGCGGGGGGGGGCCUUAGCUUUUUGCCCCUUCGGCCCCUGAAGCCUUGGUCUGACCCGCCCCCCCAUCACCAGAGUCCACUCGCCCAGACCUCCUGCUGCCUGUUGGGGCCAGACGAGGGCGGCCCGCCCCACGCCGGCCCUUUGCCCUUUUUCUUGACUGACGAAGCACACGUUGGCUCUGAAUGUCUUGAGGAAGCAUUUAGCCCCGCCUCCAUUGUUUUAUAGCUCCGCCCCCUCAUCAUGGCACCUAGCAUUCUGUCCGACUCGCCUACUGAAGCUCUCUGCUCCUCUCCACCUCCUCCUCUCCUCUCCUCCUCUUCUCCUCUUCUCAUCUCCUCCUCUACUCCCAUUCUUCUUCUUCUUUUUAUUCUCUUCCUUCUUCUUCUCUUCCUUCUUGUUCUUCUUCUCUUUCUCUUUCUCCUCCUCUUCUCCUCUCCUCCUCUUCUCAUCUCCCCCUCUACUCCCAUUCUUCUUCUUCUUUUUCUUCUCUUCCUUCUUCUUCUCUUCCUUCUUGUUCUUCUUCUUGUUCUUCUUCUCUUUCUCUUUCUCCUCCUCUUCUCCUCUCCUCCUCUUCUCAUCUCCCCCUCUACUCCCAUUCUUCUUCUUCUUCUUUUUCUUCUUUUUCUUCUCUUCCUUCUUCUUCUCUUCCUUCUUGUUCUUGUUCUUCUUCUCUUUCUCCUCCUCGUCUCCUCAUCUCCUCUUCUCAUCUCCCCCUCUACUCCCAUUCUUCUUCUUCUUCUUUUUCUUCUCUUCCUUCUUCUUCUCUUCCUUCUUGUUCUUCUUUUUGUUCUAGUUCUUCUUCUCCUCCUCCUCCUCCUCCUCCUCCUCCUCCUCCUCCUCCUUCUUCUCGAGGACAAACAUGUUUUUAGCUGUGAAUCGGUUUUCAUUUCUCAAAUGAUGUGAAUCAGAUUUAUAGACACGACCGCCGGGAGAAAAACAACAGCUGUUGGGGAAUAUUCAUUUAGGUCACGCGCACACACACACACACACACACACACACACACACACACACACACACACACACACACACACACACACACACACACACACACACACACACACACACACACACACAUUCACUUCAUACAAUGUUUACACAGGAUUCUGACAAGGGAAACAAACAGUGCCUUCAGCUUGUAAAGCUCCUCAUAGCACCUCCUCUAAACUCGGCUAGAUUUUAUUUUGCAUAUGAAACAACUUCACAAACAUAUUUGUAAUGGUUUUUUUCCAUGCUGGCUAUUUCUUCUUUUUGGGUGUUUUUUAUCGUCUGCUCUGUUCCCCAGACGUGUACGAUGGUGCAGCUUCAAUAUUAGUAUGAAAUAUUUAGAUCAUGAAACAAGUUUGAGAAUCACAUAAAAACAAACGAGUACAAAUGUAAAUAUUUAAGUUCAACACAUUUCACCUGCAUAAUAUAUAUAUAUAAUAUAUAAAUAUAAAUAAUAUAUAUAUAUAAUAUAUAUAUAUAUUUAAUAUAUAUAUAUAAUAUUUAUUAUAUAUAUAUUAUAUAUAUAUAUAUUUUAUAUAUGUAUAUAAAUAUUAAUACUUCACCAGCUGCAGCCGCUCUGGUGCUACGUAGACGCCACUGGAAUCACACAUAUCUGAUGUAGACUGACUGGCUUAAAUAUUAUGAUUAAUGAGGAAUAAUUAAUGAUUUUAUUUUGUUUCAAGAUCUUUGCAAUUUAUUCCGAUGCGAUCGAACAUGUUUUGGUUUAAUAACUAAGACAUGAAGUUCUGUGAGAUAGUAAACAGACACAAAUUAUUCAAGUUCAAACCGUCCUCAUUUAGUUAAAGCUCUCAGACAACUUUCUAGACAUUACAGUAAAGUCAAAUAGAAAUACUAAUUAUUUGAAUUCUCAACCCUCUAAAAAGCGCAUUUACUGACUUUUAUUUUCCAGACAUAAUUAAAAAAAAUAUAUAUAUAUAUAAUUUGUGACCAAAGCAUUGUGUUUCACUCAAAAUACCCUUUAAAUUAAACAUCACGUCGACUUGUUUGCACACACACACACACAGUGGCUUAUUAAGUUGGCUGACUUGUUAAUUAUAUUAUAUACAUGUAUAUCUAUGUAUAUUUGUUUUGUAUAUGAGAUAUAAAUAUAGAGACGCCCAUAUUCUGUGGAACCGAACUGAAAGUUUUAACGAUUCUGAAAGAAGUUUGGUUGAAAAUAAUUUGUGAAUCAAAGCUCAGGCGAUGACAUCAUCACUCUGAUGUGUUCAAGCGAUGACAUCAUCACUCUGAUUCAGGCUGUGAGUGACAUCAUCACUCUGAUGUCGCUCAGGCGAUGACAUCAUCACUCUGAUGUGUUCAGGCGAUGACAUCAUCACUCUGAUGUGUUCAGGCGAUGACAUCAUCACUCUGAUGUGUUUAGGUGAUGACGUCAUCACUCUGAUGUGUUCCACUAGUGCCAAACGGUUUUUAAAGGUGUUUUCCUGGAGAUGUGAAAGAGUUCCCUGUUUUAUUUUGUAAAAAGAACCAGGUAGAACCAGGUAGAACCAGGUCGAGUCUCCUGAGAUGUUCAGAGUCACAGCUUCACCAGCGGGACGGAUGGAUUGUUGAGAGGCACAAACUAUUUUAUGAAUGGAUCUCUCCUGGUGGUCAGCGCUGGGACAUUUAUAAUGCAACACGCGUGUGUACUUUAUUAAAAAGCUUAUGUAAUUAUGUAAAGACCAAAACACAUUAACAGGGCAGCCCCCCCCCCGCAUCCUGCCCCACACACCUUCUCAGCUGUUUACCCUGAACCUCGUCCACGCCGCUCGCCUCUGAUUGGCCGUGGAGGAGACCAGGUGGUCUGGUUGCCGUGGAAACUGGUCAUUUUGCAGCACGGCGGUCCUCCACUCGACCGUCAGACGAACGAUGCGCCGACGUAAACGCCGCGGCCGGCGCGCCUCUCGGUCCCGCGGGAGAUCCGAUUUAUUUCGCUGAUUUAUUUUCGUUGCAGUAUUUCAAACAUUUGUUUCCAGGUGGCCUCAGAAACCAGCUUCACCGCGCAGGUGUAACCGUGCCACGCUCGCUCUCAAGGGCCACAGGUGUACAGAGCGGCCGACAUAUCCAGUGCAACGUAAACAGCGUCUACUAUUACUAUCACAUAUUUUUACACGGACGUAAACCUCGACACCGUUUGUUCCUCCUUCAGCGACAUGGAGACGGAGAGCCAGAGACCCGAGGAACCUCAACAGAGAGCAGUGCUUUGGAGAUUGAUCUAUUGGAAACAAUUAACAAAUCUCUCUCUCUAUAUAUAUAUAUAUAUAAAAUGAAAUGGGAAAAACAAUUUCUUUUUUCCUUCUCUGCGAUUUCUGAAUAAAUCCGCUUGAUCCACUUUGAUAUGAAUAAUUUUACCCAAAUCAUUUUUGUGUGUACAUUUGAGUCGAGAAAGUAAAUAUAUAUUCCGCCCCGUCGGUAAAGCUAGACGUGUUGAACAUGUCCGUCUUGUGAAGCUGAUGUAAAUUCUACGAGCCAAUGGGAACGUCACGAUGAACGCUCGCUGUUAAAGUUAUGAGGAAGGAGGAGGAGGAGUUACAGAAGAGUGAUCAAAGCAGAAGAGAAAAAAAGGUUACAUUUUAAGUCCCACUUAUGAUCCGACUUCUUAGACUUCAUCUUUUGUAAAUGUCCUUUUGGAUCCCGUGUUUAUUGCUUGUGAAGAUUUUACUGGUCACUUUAAAAUGGAAAACGUAACAACAACAACAACAACACAUGGUUGACCCUCCUGUGUGACCGUGUAUCUCCCAGCGCUGAUGGAACUGCACUCCCCUCAAACUGGUUGAUCAAAUCUAUUUUGCCUAAAAUACAUGUAUUCUCUCCCGAUGUCGGCCUGCUCCCGGUACAUGUGGCUCUGGCUUUCAUUGGUCUGUUCUGUUCGUGUUUCAGUUGUAAUUGUAAUCCGAUGUAAAAAAACAAGCAAAAAAUAUAAAAUAUGUUUGUAAAAAAAACAA